UCUAACCCUAGAAUAGAAGGGCCUUCCUUCUUGAUAGCUAGAAAAAGCAUUGGAUUUAGAUGCAUGAGAUGGCGAGAUUCUUACCCUGGUUUACUAUCUGUUAAACUGCAAUGAUUAAAUAUAGCCUAUUUUCCUGAUUCAUUGUGGGAAGGUGUCAAGUUUCGAGUUUACUUCUGACAGUUCUGUGUUACAUCAUCUGUUAAAGGGACAUAUAUUGAAGGCAUUUCUUUUCAGCUAUUCAAAAUACUUAUCUAGGACCCAUUAGCUGCAAAGAAAAGUACCUCUUACAACUGUCGGAGCAAUAUAAAGAAAUGAAUGUGACAUCAAAAGGCUGUUCGACUGAGAUUCACAUCCAAGUUGGACAGUUUGUGUUGGUUGAAAGGGAUGAUGAUGAAAAUCCAAAUGUUGCUAAAUUGAUUGAGCUGUUUGAAGAUGAUUCUGAACCUCAUUUCAAGAAACGUGCUCGAGUGCAGUGGUUUAUUCGAUUCUGUGAAAUCCCUGUUCAUAAACAGCAUUUGUUGGGUCGGAGGCCUGAUGCACAGGAGAUAUUCUGGUAUGAUUACCCUGCCUGUGACAGCAACAUCAAUGCCGAGACCAUCACUGGCCCUGUGAGAGUGGUAGCUUUAGCUCCAGAUGAAGUAUUACCUACGGAUCUGAAAAAUGAGAAGACACUCUUUGUGAAACUAUCUUGGAAUGAGAAGAACUUCAAACCACUAUCCCCAGAGCUAUUUGCAGAGUUGGAUAAGCUACAAGAAGGCAGUCCUAGAUGCCAGAAGCCCAUGGAAGCCAAGAGUAACAGCAUAGAAAGCCCUUCUUGGACCACAGCAAAGCAUGUGGUCAAAAGGAUUGAAUUGAGGCACUCCACCUCCAAAUCUCACCAAAUUCCUACCCAUCCUGUUACCCCAAGGGCAAGGAAGAGGCUAGAACUUAGCAGUUUCCCAAUGACACCUAACAGUGGGAUUUCCCAUCAGACUUCAUGCACAUCUUUGGAUUCUCCCAGAAGAACUAAACGGAAAGUAGCCUCUGAGAUCACCUCACCUUGUAAGAGAUCUCAGCCUGAUGGACUUCAGACCUCAUUUGCAGCUCUGAAAGCCCCAAAGAAAACUGGGGAGAUUCUAUGCUCUUGUGUUGAGCAGGACAAGAAGGCUUCACCUGAAUGUCACAUGAUCCUGAGAACCCGGGUCCCAGCUUUGAAAACCACAGAGAUUAGUGAGAAAAUAACACUGGACCCUGUCAGAGGGGGAAAGAAAUCCUUGGUGGUGCCUUCUGUGAUUCUGAAACCAGUAAAGAUAAAAAAGAGGGAGGCACAGAAAACAGAAGCACAGGAAGAAGCUACCUCUGUUCCCCAUCGUAUCCUCAGAAAGAGUUCUCGCUUGACUUUGAAUCGAAUUAGGCAGCAGCUUCGGUUUUUAGGUAACAGUAAAGGUGACGAAGAAGAAGAAGAAUUUCUGCCGGCAGCAGAGAUUUCAGACUCUAACAGUGCGAAGGAAGAAGUUUCUACACAACCCCUUCCAAGGAGAACACGCAGUUAUGUAUCCAGGAACCUACGCUCUUCCGUGAAGUCAUCCUUACACACCCCCUCCAAAACACCAAAGAAAACUCCCAAGCCUAGAAUGCCACCUUGUGCCACUCCCCAGAUCCGCAGCAGAAACCUGGCUGCUCAGGGCCCGGCCAAUGUGCUAGAGGAAGCCCGGCUAAGUCUGCAUGUUUCUGCUGUACCCGACUCUCUUCCCUGUCGGGAAAAGGAAUUCCAGGAUAUCUACAACUUUGUGGAAAGCAAACUCCUUGAUCAUACUGGAGGGUGCAUGUAUAUCUCCGGGGUACCUGGGACUGGGAAGACUGCCACUGUGCACGAGGUAAUACACUGCUUGCAGCAGGCGGCCAAAGCAAAUGAAGUUCCUCCCUUUCAAUUCAUUGAAGUCAAUGGCAUGAAGCUGACAGAGCCUCACCAAGUCUAUGUGCAAAUCUUGCAGAAGAUGACAGGCCAAAAGGCAACCGCUAACCAUGCUGUAGAACUGCUGGCGAAGCAGUUUUGCACCCAAGGGUCCGCUCAGGAAACCACCGUGCUGCUUGUGGAUGAGCUCGACCUUCUGUGGACUCAGAAACAAGACAUAAUGUACAAUCUCUUUGACUGGCCCACUCACAAGGAGGCACGGCUUGUGGUCCUGACCAUUGCCAAUACCAUGGACCUGCCAGAGCGCAUCAUGAUGAACCGGGUGUCAAGCCGGCUGGGUCUCACCAGGAUGUCUUUCCAGCCCUAUACUUAUAGGCAGCUACAGCAGAUUGUAGUGUCCCGACUCAAAGAUUUAAAGGCCUUUGAGGAUGAUGCCAUUCAGUUGGUAGCCAGAAAGGUAGCAGCCCUCUCUGGAGAUGCACGACGCUGCCUGGACAUCUGUAGGCGUGCCACCGAGAUCUGUGAAUUCUCCUGCCAGAAGCCUGGCUCCCCUGGCCUGGUCACUGUAGCCCACUUACUGCAAGCAGUAGAUGAGAUGUUUUCAUCAUCAUACAUCACUGCUAUCAAAAAUUCCUCUAUUAUGGAACAGAGCUUCCUGAGAGCGAUCCUUGCAGAGUUCCGUCGAUCAGGACUGGAGGAAGCAACAUUUCAACAGGUAUACAGGCAACACGUGGAACUGUGCAGGAUGGAGGGACUCCCAUACCCCACCAUGUCAGAGACCAUGGCAGUGUGCUCUCACCUGGGCUCCUGCCGCCUGCUCCUUGUGGAGCCCAGCAGGAAUGACAUGCUCCUUCGUGUGCGACUCAACAUUAGCCAGGGUGAUGUGCUGUAUGCCCUGAAAGAAGAGUGAAGAACUUACCAAGGGGGGACUGUGAGCUGCUGUUUUUAAAGAGUCCAAUUUCUUUUU
Molecule: messenger RNA, 2861 nt
Organism: Molossus molossus (Pallas's mastiff bat)
Lineage: Eukaryota; Metazoa; Chordata; Mammalia; Chiroptera; Molossidae
Gene: ORC1
Product: origin recognition complex subunit 1
Exons: 18
Coding region: 312-2804 (830 amino acids)
Biological process (GO): mitotic DNA replication checkpoint signaling; DNA replication initiation
Cellular component (GO): nuclear origin of replication recognition complex
Molecular function (GO): DNA replication origin binding; chromatin binding; ATP hydrolysis activity
Source: RefSeq, a predicted model, not a curated record